AUGUCUUACCAGCCUUCCAUCGGAUCAGACCUAUCGAGGAGGAGAGUUUCCAACGCGCAUGUCAACCCUACUUCCCGCCGCGGCGUGAUUCAAGUCAAUCCCGCUGACCAUUCUCAAGUUGCCGAGCCUGCAGACAGCGGAAGACAUUUACGGGCCCUUGAACGCCGCGCAGUGACGACAGAGAACCUAUCCGCCGGCGCAACUACACGAGGAUUUCUUGUAGUUGAGCCCACAGAUUCCGGAGACCAGAACAUUGAAACACUUGCCCAGGCCUUCCAAGGAACAACUGGCACCACCGCCGUAGCUGACUCAAAUAGGGAGCUAGAAGGGCCAACAGUUCCAUUCCAGCUUGCCAGUACUUGGGGCUUUAACCACACAGCGCUCCAGUGCCUGAAAGCCGAGCCCGAUCUGGCGAAUGGAUGUUCAUUAGGUCAUGCCGAUCAAGAUGACCUCUGGCUUGAAUGUGUAGUAUGCGGUAUGAUUAAUCACCACGCUACGACAGGGUAG
This is a messenger RNA of Penicillium arizonense, 507 nucleotides long. RefSeq lists its product as uncharacterized. Bases 1 to 507 code for a protein of 168 amino acids. The record is from RefSeq and is a predicted model, not a curated record. The transcript is spliced from 3 exons. Lineage: Eukaryota; Fungi; Ascomycota; Eurotiomycetes; Eurotiales; Aspergillaceae.